This is a messenger RNA of Fulvia fulva, 2523 nucleotides long. Its product is annotated as GTPase-activating protein gyp3. Bases 1 to 2523 code for a protein of 840 amino acids. The record is from RefSeq and is a predicted model, not a curated record. The transcript has a single exon. NCBI's taxonomy places the organism in Eukaryota, Fungi, Ascomycota, Dothideomycetes, Mycosphaerellales, Mycosphaerellaceae.
AUGCAUAUAGCAGAGCAGCAGCGUGGAUGGCGUCGCGAGGACAGGUUGAGCGUUGCCGAGGCCAUCAAAGAAGCCAUGGAUACCUCGACUGUCACCAGAAGCAAAUCAGCCUCACGCUCCACCCGCCGGCCGAGCGUUGAGACGCCGCGAGAUUUACCUGCGCCCGAACCGCACCUCCCACUGCGCAAAGCAUCCGCCCAUGGCCGCCUGCAGAGCCGCAAAGGCAGCGCACCCCAGCCGCUCUUUGCACCCACCCAGCACCAGCACCAGCGCCGCGUGAGAGGCUUCCACCCAGUGCCAGUCCAGCCGCCGGUGCCAUCUGUGCUUGACGUGCAAGCUAGCUCAGAGCAUGCGUUUGCCGGGCGGGAACCGAGAAGACAACAUCCAAAGGCAGCCGGCGUGCUGGAGAACCAGACGGUGCUGCAGCAUGCACACUUGAGGGACACGACAUACUACGAGCGAGAGGCGAACCGACCACCGCCAAGUCCGUUACAACAACGACCGUCUAGUGAACGAGUACCACAGACGUCGCCCAACGAGAAGAGCACGACAUUGAAGGGCAGCAGAAGUGUUGGCAACGGACUGCGAAGCCUCAAGUCACGAAUAUCAAGCAAGCACGGGGAUCCGAACGGCAGGCUAACGCCGGAUAGCUUCACGGGCAAGCCGAGGAUACCGAUGAGUGACGAGGUCAGAGACUCUUUCAAGAGUGCUCUGACGAAUCAUUCCAGCGUUGGGCCGUCAAGCAGUGUCAACACUACACGGACGAGUGUGAGCUCACUACCCGACUCCUUCGUGAAGGUGACGAGAGAGGACUACGACGAAGGCAACGACUACUCGGACGUCGAGGACAUCAUGGGCAUGUACGAGACUGGCUUCUCGAGUGUGCCUGGCAGCGCAAAGAACAGCCUUGACAUCAGAUCAAUACGAGCAGUGGAUCCGUCAGGCAGACUAACCCCGGAAGUACACUCUAUUCGGUCACUGCAGCUCGAGAGACCGGUCUCUCAGCCACAAGUGCUGCCACCUUCGCAGCUGUCGCAGGUGACCUCUCAGCCGACUUCACCCACUACUUCACCCACAAAGAGGCGACCGAAUGCUGCGCAUCGGCGAAGUCAAAGUGCGAGUGUGCUGAUUUUGAAUGUACCUCGGACGACGAAACCUGGAACCAGUCCAAGCCCGAGUUUGACAGCGCCUACGCAAGAUUCACCAGAAGGAAGGACGUCUACGCAGAUUGUGAGCAAUGAACAUGUUGCGCCACCGACUCCAGGACUGGCGCCUGCAUCGGACGCCGUGCCUCGCGACAGGUACGGCUUUAAAAAAGUGACGCAUCAUGUUACUCUGGAGCAAUACGACGCCUGGGAUAGAACAUACACAAAGCACAUAGAGAGGCGGUCAAAGAAGUGGCAUGCGUUGCUGGACUCGUUCGGACUGGCUACUUCACCUGCGCAGAGAUUCCCAGCAAAGGGCGACAAGAUCAAGCGCUAUGUACGGAAAGGUAUUCCGCCGGAGUUUCGUGGUGCCGCAUGGUUCUGGUAUGCUGGAGGGCCUGGAAAGCUGGCGAAAGAACCGGGACUGUAUGCCGAGCUGUUAGUAAGAGUGGAAGAAGGCGAGCUAAGCGACAAUGAUCGCGAACAUAUUGAGCGGGAUCUCAAUCGCACAUUUCCGGACAACAUCCGGUUCAAGCCCGAUCCGUCCAGUUUACACGAUGCACAGGCGGGUGCUGGGGGUGGCGACGAUAAGAAGACGAAACGACAGACGAAGGAACUCGAAACUCCAAUUCUCAAGGCGUUACGACGACUGCUACAAGCGUUCGCGGUACACAACCCGCAAAUCGGCUACUGCCAAUCCUUGAACUUCAUCGCUGGCUUGCUCUUACUAUUUCUCGACGAAGACGAGGAAAAGGCCUUUGUGCUGCUCAACAUUGUCACGUCUCUGCAUCUGCCUGGCACCCACGGUAUAGCGCUCGAAGGCGCGAACAUCGACAUCGCUGUGCUCAUGUCGUGUGUCAAAGACUCACUAACCGGAGUCUGGGCUAAGCUUGACGACCAAGGCGGCAUGGGCGUUGGCGCAGCACUAAACCCAAUCGGUGGCGCAUUACGACUGCCAACUGUGAGUCUGGCUACCACAGCAUGGUUCAUGUCGCUCUUCGUCGGCACACUGCCCAUCGAGAGCGUCCUCCGAGUAUGGGACUGUCUGUUUUUCGAAGGAAGUAAGACGCUCUUCCGCAUCGCCUUGGCCAUCUUCAAGUUCGGCGAACCCCAGAUCUUGAAAGUGACGGAUCCCAUGGAGGUGUUCCAGGUUGUGCAGACGAUACCACGCAGCAUGCUUGAUAUCAACGGGUUGAUGGAUCUAUGCUUUAAGAGGCGGGGUGGGUUUGGCGGUGUUAGUCAAGGUCUUGUGGAGAGACGGAGGGCAGAGAGAAGGCGUAUGGUGAAGGAGGGGAUCAAUGCUGCUACGGACGAGGGCACGUUACAGAAGUUGAGGGGGCGGUUUAAGGUGAGGACUUCGAAGACGUUUAUAGGUUGA